Molecule: messenger RNA, 1410 nt
Organism: Schistosoma turkestanicum
Lineage: Eukaryota; Metazoa; Platyhelminthes; Trematoda; Strigeidida; Schistosomatidae
Source: the annotation of a GenBank genome assembly
AUGCAUGAAUUAGAAGCAGCACCAGUCGGUCAAAAUUAUAUUGUUAUUAUUGAUGCUGGCAGCAGCGGCUCAAGAAUGUUCGUUUACACAUGGAGGCCGAAAGCAGAGUCACUGAGUGGACUAGAAGAUGUGGAAAUUUUGAAAGAUGUAAACGGAAGUUCUGUGGUGAAGAAAAAAUCCCCUGGUCUUUCGAGCUUUGGAGACAAGUUGUCUGAUAUUCCUGCUUACAUAUCUGAAUUGCUGGAUUAUGCUGGUUCACAUAUCCCUUUGACAAGUCAACCGUCUACCCCAUUAUUCAUUAUGGCUACUGCAGGAAUGAGGCUUCUUCCACAGACAAAACAAGAUGUGAUUUGGAAAACUGUCCGAAGUCAUGUGAAGUCCGCAUACAAAUUUCAGUUUAGAGACUGUCAUGCCUACACUAUAUCUGGCACAGAAGAAGGUUUGUUUGGGUGGAUCGCUGUAAAUUACCUUCUUGGGCGGUUUCGUUUACUUCCGGGGGAUAACGGGCCUACUAAACAACCUACCAACGGUAUGCUUGAUAUGGGUGGAGCUAGUAUGCAAAUCGCCUAUGAAGUACAAUCGACAGAUAACCUACCAUCCAACUUAAUAUCAGAGUUUUCUCUACAGAAAAAUUGGUUUUCUACGAGUCAACAAUACAAGCUCUACGUUAAAAGUUAUCUCGGUUUUGGAAUGAAUGCAUUUCGACAAAGGUAUGAAGAAUACCUCUUCUGGACGUAUGGCACGGGUAUUAAUGGUAAAUUAAAUACAUCAAAUGUUGAGGAUCCUUGCUUACUUCAAGGCUUUGAUGUACAGAGUAAACUUGCUUCUCGUGAGAACCCUGAACCAGCGAAUGAAAUAUUUUCUGUUCAAUAUACAGGAGCAGGUGAUGUGGAAAAAUGUUUGCGAAAUAUAGAACCUUUACUUAAUUUAAAUCAAAGUUGUUCCCCAUUGCCAUGUGCAAUUGAUAAUAUUGUGCAAUUAGAUCCAGACUUCAAUUCAAUGGAAUUUUAUGGUCUUAGUGAAUUUUAUUAUACGUUAGAAUCAUUGAAAAUGAUUCCCCCUGUUCAGUAUAAUUAUACUUCAGUAUUAAACAAAAUCAAGGAAAUUUGUAGUACACGCUGGUCAACCUAUUUGUCGACACUUAGGAAGGAAAACCCAAAUUUAUCUGAAGAAAAAUUUAAUUCAUUUUUAAGCUUCAAAAAAUUAAUAUGCUUUAAAGCUUCAUAUUUAGUUAGUGCAUUUCAUAAAGGGUUGCAUUUUCCAACUAAUUAUGACAAACUUAUUCCUACUCUUGAGAUUAACAAAACCGAAUUACAAUGGAGUUUAGGAGCUUUGCUAUAUAAAUUAAAAGCAACUACAAUAUUAGAAGAACUUUUGUUACGUCCAGUUUUUUGCUCGUUGAUCUUAUGA